AUGCUGCACGCGCUCGACUCCAAGUCAGCACCACCACCACAAGCAUGGGUUGAGUCGCCAUACUUGCGGUCGCUCAUUGCCGGUGGCAUGGCAGGCACGACAGUAGACCUCUCUCUUUACCCUCUUGAUACGCUUAAAACCCGUCUCCAAUCUGCAUCCGGUUUCGCCGCAGCCGGCGGCUUCAAUGGCAUAUACCGCGGCGUAGGCAGCGCAAUCGUCGGUUCCGCUCCCGGUGCCGCCCUCUUCUUCAUAACAUACGACACGAUAAAACGAUCAUUCUCCCAAAAUGUACCGGCUACGAUCAAGUACAAUGCGGAGGGAAAACCGUAUAAAGAGGACGUAAGGGAUGGCGGGACAGAGGCUCUGGUACACAUGCUAGCAGCUAGUGCGGGAGAGGUCGCGGCGUGUGCUCGCGGGUGGUCGAUAACGAUCAUCCGUGAGGUGCCUUUCACGGUCAUCCAAUUCCCGCUCUGGGAGGCGUUGAAGAAGUGGCGCAUGGCGAGGACAGGGAAGACGGAGGUUAGUGGAUGGGAAGGAGGACUGUUGGGUAGUGUGGCGGGCGCUGUGGCUGCGGGUGUUACGACGCCGUUGGAUGUGUUGAAAACGAGAAUGAUGCUUGCUAGGGAGAAACAGCCUAUGCUUACUAUGCUGUCAACUAUCAUGAGAGAAUCGGGUCCAAGGGCUUUCUUUGCGGGCCUGGGCCCGCGCGUUGGCUGGAUCAGUGUGGGUGGUGCCAUCUUCCUUGGCUCAUACCAAUGGGCGAGCAAUGCCUUGGGUGGUGUAGGCGAGGACUGA
This is a messenger RNA of Alternaria arborescens, 795 nucleotides long. RefSeq lists its product as hypothetical. NCBI's taxonomy places the organism in Eukaryota, Fungi, Ascomycota, Dothideomycetes, Pleosporales, Pleosporaceae. Gene Ontology annotation, cellular component: mitochondrial inner membrane. Gene Ontology annotation, molecular function: S-adenosyl-L-methionine transmembrane transporter activity. The record is from RefSeq and is a predicted model, not a curated record. The transcript is spliced from 3 exons. Bases 1 to 795 code for a protein of 264 amino acids.